This is a messenger RNA of Glycine soja, 864 nucleotides long. Its product is annotated as agamous-like MADS-box protein AGL62. The coding region runs from base 1 to 864 and encodes 287 amino acids. Gene Ontology annotation, biological process: regulation of transcription by RNA polymerase II. Gene Ontology annotation, molecular function: protein dimerization activity; RNA polymerase II cis-regulatory region sequence-specific DNA binding; DNA-binding transcription factor activity, RNA polymerase II-specific. The record is from RefSeq and is a predicted model, not a curated record. The transcript has a single exon. Lineage: Eukaryota; Viridiplantae; Streptophyta; Magnoliopsida; Fabales; Fabaceae.
AUGGCUUCUUCUGGAGCAAAUACUGCAACAAAGCCAAUCAAAAAAAGGAAAAGAACGAUUGAGAUCAAGAAAGUUGAGCAGAUAAACAGGCGUCACGUGACCUUCUCCAAACGCAAAUUAGGGUUAUUCAAUAAACUCACAGAGCUCUCAAUUCUGUGCCAAGUGGAAGCCGCUGUGAUCAUCACCUCCCAAAACGGGAAGCUCUAUACGUGUGGCUACCCCGACGCCGAUGCCGUCGUUCGCCGCUACCUCAACGGAGGGCUACCCCGGCGGCUGGACAGUGCAUGCAAAAAGAGACAGCAAGAUGCAAUUGAAACCCUAAGGCUUGAAUACGAGGCCACUCAGAACCACUUGAAAGAAGAGCAAAAGCGUUUGCAAGAAAUCAAAGAGACGCGAAAGAGUAGUUUGCGCUUUCCCUCGUGGUGGAAUCUCCCCACCGAGGGUAUGGGUUUGGAGGAUCUUGAACAGUUCAAGACUUCUUUGGAACGUUUGAAGUUUAACCUAGUUGGGGCGCUGCAAGAGAAGCAGAUGAAUUCGGUCCCAUCAAUGCCACAUGCUGCUAUGCUUCCACCAAUGUCAUCUACUAUGGUUCCACCAAUGCCAUCUACUGUGGUUCCACCAGUGCCACAUGCUGCUAUGGUUCCGCCAAUGUCAUCUACUAUGGUUCCACCAAUGCCACAUGCUGCUAUGGUUCCACCAAUGAUGCCGCCACAGUUUCAAAGCAUGCCGCUCUUGAGUGCUCAACGUUUAAGUGGAAAUCAAGUUCAAGAUGAUUAUUGGAGGAGUGCUGCUAUAGCUAGUACUAGUUCGACGUUUGCUUCAAAUGGUUUUGGAAGUCUGAAAAGUUAUGGGUAUACUACUUAA